AAAAAUGAUACCCUUUAGCUUCUGGCAUCACUUGGUCUGCUUGAUCUGAUCUGUGGCGAUGGGUGGAGGUUUGCUUCUGUGUGCAGUCUUAUUGCAGCUGUCAGGAUCCCUGCAAGUGUCUGCAGGAAGCAGCCCUCUGAAAUGUGUCCUCGGCUCUAAGCUGUGCGGAGACGCCUCCGAGUGUGUUUCCUACCAACAUGUGUGUGACGGAGAGCCUGACUGCAAGGACGGCUCUGAUGAAGACGACUGUGCAACAGCAUGCAGCGAAGAUCAGUUCCAGUGUGCUCACGGGAAGAAGUGCAUCGAGAAGCAGCAGCUGUGUGACGGGGUGCCUCAGUGUCUGGACCGGUCCGAUGAGCUGCUCUGCCCAGAGGGGAGCGAGGGCUGCUACCACCGGUGCGACGAGAGCCGCUGCUUACCGAGAACCUUCCUCUGCGACGGGGAGAGGGACUGCGUGGACGGGACCGACGAGGACAACUGCGUUUCCUCACUAGAGGACCCAGAGGAAGACGACUCUGAAUCGGAUGAAGGGACCCUCCCCACCCCGACCCCUGCACCCUCCUCCGGCCCUUCGACCCCCAUAAAGUGUGCUCUGGGCUUCAGACCCUGCGUGGACCUGAAGCAGUGUGUGCUCUAUAAACAUGUGUGUGACGGAGAGGUAGACUGCUCCGACGGCUCUGACGAGGAAGAGUGCUCCUCAGCAUGUGAAGCAGAUCAGUUCCAGUGCGCUCACGGCAAGAAGUGCGUCCCUCUGAGCCAGGUGUGUGACGGCGUGUCUCAGUGUCAGGACCGGUCCGAUGAGAUGAGCUGCACCCGUCAGACGGACGGAUGCAAACACCAGUGUGACGACAACAACAGCUGCCUCCCCAGCAGCUUCCUGUGUGACGGAGAGAGGGACUGCGUGGACGGGACCGACGAGGACAACUGCGUGAAUGAAGGCUGCAGUCCCACAGACUUCACCUGCUCCAGUGGGCAGUGUGUGUCGGCUCAGAUGUUGUGUGACGGACACCCGGACUGCGGGGACCGGUCGGAUGAAGAGAGCUGCGUCUCCCCCCCCGUCUGCAGCACCAAGCACCACUGCCCCAUCAGCAAGGAGUGCCUGGUGGAGGAGUGGAUCUGUGACGGAGACCUGGACUGCAAGGACGGCUCCGACGAGAAGGACUGUCCGGUGUCUCCGGAGAUCUGUGGGGAGUUUCAGUGGUCGUGUAAAUCCAAGACGAAGUGCACCCCUUCCUCCUGGAGGUGUGACGGCAUGAAGGACUGCGACGACGGCAGCGACGAGAGAGAAUGUGAGGUGUGGUGCCCCUCCCACCAGUUCGCCUGUGGCAGUCAGGGCUGUGUGUCCUGGUCUCUGGUGUGUAACAAUGUCACUAACUGCGCCGACGGAUCAGACGAGGGCGGCAGCUGCAGCUCUCUCUGCGAGGACACGCGGCGCUGCUCUCAGAUCUGUUUCAGCACGCCGCAGGGACCGCGUUGCGGCUGCUCGUUGGGCUUCAGGCUCCUUCCGGACGCUCUGAGCUGCUCUGAUGUGGACGAGUGCGAGUCCAGCAGCCCGCCCGUCUGCAGCCAGCUGUGCAUCAACACUGAGGGGUCAUACAGAUGUGACUGUGAGCAGGGGUACAUCAUGGAGGCCGGAGGACACCACUGCAAGAUCACCGGUGAGCCCUUCCUCCUGGCCUCGGUGCACACGGACAUCUUCCUGUACGGUCUGCGCAGCGGAGGUCUGGACAUCUUGUCCUUGUCGGCCCAGAAGGCCAUCCUGUCUCUGGACUACGACUGGAGGCAGCAGAGGGUCCUGUGGGUCAGCCUGGACACAGAGGGCAUCCAGUGGUCCUCCCUGGACCAUAAGACCAGCGGGACCCUCAUCAAAGGGCUGCGUACGGACUCGGUGGCGGUGGACUGGCUCGGCAGGAACCUGUACUGGAUCGAUGGAGUGAGCGGAAAGAUCUCUGCCAUCAAACUGAGCUCAGAACCAGUGAAGUCCUCGGACCACAGCGUGAUCCUCGAUGAAGACCUGGACCUGCCUCGCUCUCUGGCUCUGCUUCCUCAGAAAGGGCUGAUGUUCUGGACGGAGAUCAGUAACGUGCCGAAGAUCGAGCGCUCGGGGAUGGACGGUUCGGAGCGGAGAGUCGUGGUGAACUCCAGUCUGGGCUGGCCGGGCGGCGUGGCUCUGGACCCGAUCUCUGAGAGGGUCUACUGGACCGACGAGAGGCUGAGGGCCAUCGGGUCCGCCACGCUGGACGGAGAGGACAUCCGGAUCCUGCAGAUGAAGGAGACCACCAACCCGUUCUCGCUGGCUAUUUUUAACGACAUGCUGUACUGGUCUGACGCUAAGAAGAGAGUUGUGUUCGCUGCUAAUAAAAACUCUGGGAAAAACCGACAAGUCCUCCUGAAGACAAUCAACCAACCUUUCAGUGUGAAGAUCAUCCACCCGUUGCUUCAGACGGGCUUUGAGAGUCCCUGUGAAAACAUCGUCUGUUCCCACAUGUGUGUUUUGGCCCCCGGGCCCAAAGCCGUGUGCAAAUGUCCCCCUCGUCUCCUAUUGGCUGAGGACGGCCUGACCUGCGCCAGCCUCGUCGACUCUGACUUCCUGUUGAUGCUGUCGCCCUCCACCGUCACUCAGAUCUACCUGCAGUCCCGACACUCCUCAUCAGAUCUGAAGGGCUGGCCUGAACACGUCGCCCUGCAGGUGCCCAGUGUCAACGAGGCGGCCAUUUUGGACUUCACCCUCCGAGACGACACUUUGUUUCUGACGGACGAUGCCACGACUUCCCUCAGCUCCUUCAAACUCAAGGACUUAGACCUGUCCUCAGAGGGCGUGUUCCUGAAGCUUCUGGGUAGCUCCAUCACUGCCAUGGCUGUGGACUGGAUCACAGGCAGUGUGUUCUGGAGCAGCACCACGCAGCCCCGCCUGCAGGUGACCUCCAGCACCGCGGCCCACACCGCGGUCCUCCUGAAGGAAGGUGUUGGGCGGGUGGGGUCCAUCGCCCUCCAUCCUCCCACUGGAAUAGUGUGCUUCACUAACCUGGGUCUGCAGGGCUCCACGGUGGAGUGCUCCAACAUGGACGGGGAUCAGAGGAAAGUCGUGUGGAAAGACGCCGAGCAGCCCACGUCUCUGGUGUUCUCCAGCAGCGGGGGCUCCAUCUACUGGGCCGACACCGGUUUAGGGUCCAUCGGCUCUGCCCUGCUCGAUGGGUCUGGAUACAAAGAGCUGAAGACGGAGGAGGGCCUGAUUGCUGUGACCCUGAGUGCCGACACGCUGCUCUGGAUGACUCUCAGUGACAAGACCAGGCUCUGGUUCAGAGAUGAGCAGCAGAACAUCAAGCUGUGGUUUGAAGUCGGCACGGAAGCGGUCGGCUUAAAGGCGUUCAGCAAGUCCAGUCAGACGGGCUCAAACGGAUGCUCAGAAAACAACGGAGACUGCCAGCAGCUGUGCCUCGCCACCCCAGGGGGUCGGACAUGUGUCUGUGCUCAUGAUCACGUCCUGAUGAACUCCACUCACUGCAGUCCGGCGCAGCGAUGUCCCAACGGCAGCCGCUCCUGUCUGGAUCUGCUCUCCUGCCAGCCGGAGGAGAAGUUCUGUAACGGACGAGUGGACUGUCUCGACCACUCGGACGAGAACUGUGUCGGUCUGAAGCAGCUGUCUGGAGCAGAAGUAUUUUCUUCUUCUCCCGUCAGCUCCCCUCCCCCCCCCUCCCCUCUUCCUACGCUCUCGGAGGACCUGAACUCCACCCUGGAGGAAGACGUCCACGGCGUCCACCUGGACAGCCUGCAGUGCAGCCAGACACUCUGCGGUGGGAACGGACGCUGCGUGGAGACGGGAGGAAAAACAACAUGCGAGUGUUCAAUGAUGUACAGCGGAGAUGCCUGUGAAGACAGCCUGCUGCAGACCAUGCAGGGGUCUCUGAUCUACGGUGCUGUGGGGGUCUGUGCGGGAGUCUUGGUCAUUGCUGUGAUGGCGGUGGUGGUGAAGAGGAAGAGGAGCGGGAACGGCAGGAGAGCUACCCCUGAAGCGGCGAAGGAGACGAGCAUGACGGACCUGGAGAAGAAACCUGAAACACCAAGUGCAGACGCUGACAAACCCGAGGAAGCGGUGUCUUCUGUAGACUGAGGUUGAUUCAUGUAACAUUUUAAAUAAACUGUCUGCAUUUUC
Molecule: messenger RNA, 4153 nt
Organism: Gymnodraco acuticeps
Lineage: Eukaryota; Metazoa; Chordata; Actinopteri; Perciformes; Bathydraconidae
Gene: lrp13a
Product: low-density lipoprotein receptor related-protein 13
Molecular function (GO): protein binding; calcium ion binding
Source: RefSeq, a predicted model, not a curated record